CUCAUUGUCCCUCUUUUUCCCCUCUCGCUCGCUUUCUCGCUCGCAGACUCUCAGUGAAGGUAUCGUUGGAGGGAUAUCUUGAGGAGGGUAUUUGAAAAUGGUGGAGAAAUCUAAGGGAAGAAAGGAAGAGGUCGUUACCAGGGAGUACACCAUCAACCUCCACAAGCGGUUGCAUGGCUGCACCUUCAAGAAAAUGGCCCCCAAGGCCAUAAAGGAGAUCAGAAAGUUUGCACAGAAAGCCAUGGGAACUAAGGAUGUUAGGGUGGAUGUGAAGCUUAACAAGCACAUCUGGAGCAGGGGGAUCCGAAGUGUCCCUAGGAGGGUUAGGGUUCGCAUUGCUCGCAAGAGGAAUGAUGAUGAAGAUGCCAAAGAAGAGCUCUACUCACUUGUUACCGUUACAGAAAUUCCACCUGAAGGGCUGAAGGGAUUGGGCACAAAGGUUAUCGAAGAAGGGGAAUGAGGCAGUUUUGAGGUAGGGUAGUGAUUUUCAACCCGACAGAUUUUGAGAAAUUUUGUUGUACAAGACUGAAUUCAGAUAUCAGCUAGUUUAAAUUAACAAUAUUGAUGUCUUUGGUUUGUAGUGACUACUAUUAUGGUUUAGAAUAUGGUUCAAUUGCUUA
Messenger RNA from Telopea speciosissima, 620 nucleotides. RefSeq names its product 60S ribosomal protein L31-like. Bases 98 to 460 code for a protein of 120 amino acids. Lineage: Eukaryota; Viridiplantae; Streptophyta; Magnoliopsida; Proteales; Proteaceae. Gene Ontology annotation, cellular component: cytosolic large ribosomal subunit; ribosome. The record is from RefSeq and is a predicted model, not a curated record. The transcript is spliced from 3 exons. Gene Ontology annotation, molecular function: structural constituent of ribosome. Gene Ontology annotation, biological process: cytoplasmic translation.